CUCAAACGCCGACUCGAAUAAACUAUGGCAGGCCAGAGCGUGCUGAGGGGACGGGGAGAGUCGGGGGGAGAAUGUGCAGACAGGGCUGCCCAAUAAAGAGGAGGCAGACCAGGCAGAUCAGACAGACAGUGCCGCCAGUGCAGACCGCGGUGAAAGUGCUCUCUGGCUUGGAGACGGAGCUUUUGCUAAGGCCUGUCCGAGCUCCACAGGCCCGACUUCUCCCGACGCUCCCGGCCUGAGUGGGCGCGUCGCGGCUUCAUAUUUGCGGUGCGACGACUCCAGUCAUUCCUCGUCGUCUCGCCAUUGAGCCCCCGCCAUUGAGCUCCCCCGUCGCAGCUCCAGCCCCAGCCGCCUGCCAUGUUCCGCUCCGCUCGAACGCAGCUCCGGGCUGCCGAGGCCGCACAUGCGCAUAUGAUCCCCCGCAGUGCCCGCACUCUCUCCGCAUUCUCUCGCCUGCCCGCCAGGACGCCGCUGCAGCACCGCCAGUUCAGCCUCUCGCGCACCAUGGCCAGCACCCGCACCGAGAGCGACGCCUUUGGCGAGAUCCAGGUCGAGGCCGACCGCUACUGGGGCGCCCAGACGGAGCGCUCGCUGGAGAACUUCAAGAUCAACCAGCCGCAGGACCGCAUGCCGCCGCCCAUUGUGCGCGCCUUUGGCAUCCUCAAGGGCGCCGCCGCGACCGUCAACAUGAAGUACGGCCUGGACCCCAAGCUCGGCCGGGCCAUCCAGCAGGCGGCCCAGGAAGUGGCCGCCCUCAAGCUCGUCGACCACUUCCCGCUCGUCGUGUGGCAGACGGGCUCGGGCACCCAGUCCAACAUGAACGCCAACGAGGUCAUCUCCAACCGCGCCAUCGAGCUGCUCGGCGGCACCAUGGGCUCCAAGAAGCCCGUCCACCCCAACGACCACGUCAACAUGUCGGCCUCGUCCAACGACACCUUCCCCACCGUCAUGCACAUCGCCGCCGUCCUCGACUUCGAGGAGUCGCUGCUGCCCGCCCUCGCCAGCCUGCGCGACGCCCUCAGGAAGAAGAGCGAGCAGUGGGAGUCGCUCAUCAAGAUCGGCCGCACCCACCUGCAGGACGCGACGCCCCUGACGCUGGGCCAGGAGUUCUCGGGCUACGUGCAGCAGCUCGACUUUGGCAUUGAGCGCGUGCAGUCGUGCCUGCCGCGCCUGAAGAUGCUGGCCCAGGGCGGCACCGCCGUCGGCACCGGCAUCAACACCUUCAAGGGCUUCGCCGAGGACGUGGCCACCGAGGUCAGCAAGAUGACGGGCACCGACUUCAUCACCGCCCCCAACAAGUUCGAGGCCCUCGCUGCCCACGACGCCAUCGUCGAGGCCCACGGCCAGCUCAACACCCUCGCCACGUCGCUCUUCAAGAUCGCCCAGGACAUCCGCUUCCUCGGAUCCGGCCCUCGAUGCGGUCUUGGCGAGCUCAAGCUGCCCGAGAACGAGCCCGGCUCCUCCAUCAUGCCUGGCAAGGUCAACCCCACCCAGUGCGAGUCCCUGACCAUGGUCUGUGCCCAGGUCUUCGGCAACCAGGCCGCCACCACCUUUGCCGGCUCCCAGGGCAACUUCGAGCUCAACGUCUUCAAGCCCGUCAUGAUCCGCAACCUGCUGCACAGCUCCCGUCUGCUCGCCGACGCCAUGCGCAGUUUCGAGAAGAACCUGGUCGCGGGUCUCGAGGCGGAUGAGAAGCGCAUCGGCUCGCUGCUGACCGAGAGUCUCAUGCUCGUCACCUGCCUCAACCCCGUCAUCGGCUACGACGCCGCCAGCAAAACCGCAAAAUACGCACACAAAAAGGGCAUGACCCUCAAGGAGGCCGCCAUGGAGCUCAAGGUCAUCAGCUCAGAGGACUUUGACAAGCACGUCCGUCCCGAGCUCAUGAUUGCCCCCAAGGAGGCCAAGCUAUAGACGGUUAGUGAAGAGUCGAAAAUCAAAAGUAAAAACUUGUAUAUGUAUAUACAGCUACCAUCCAGCAUGUGAGUGUUGUGUAAAAUAUAAAGUGUUGUCGUAGUUAUUUGCUAUGCUAUCGUACUCUCUCUCGUUCUUUUCAUCCAUGUUUUUGGAACGCGAUGUUUGAUCGUAAAAGUUGUCCGGAUUAUUCUGUUCAUAUCAAAAACUCAAACCCCCCAAACGCCUAGAAAUGGAAAUAACCUUCUUCUCUCCAACAAAUCCUGUCGACUUCCCCCACCACCACCAAACCCCCUACUUCCAUCAACCCAAACCAAACCACAUCAUUCAGCGCCACGAUGGA
Molecule: messenger RNA, 2254 nt
Organism: Dothidotthia symphoricarpi CBS 119687
Lineage: Eukaryota; Fungi; Ascomycota; Dothideomycetes; Pleosporales; Dothidotthiaceae
Product: fumarate hydratase
Exons: 3
Coding region: 358-1911 (517 amino acids)
Biological process (GO): tricarboxylic acid cycle; malate metabolic process; fumarate metabolic process
Cellular component (GO): mitochondrion; tricarboxylic acid cycle heteromeric enzyme complex
Molecular function (GO): fumarate hydratase activity
Source: RefSeq, a predicted model, not a curated record